UUGGCAAAUGGAAAUCACGGCAUGAUCUGAGGAAGAAAAUGCAUGUUGUGCUCACCAAAAUCUCACUCCAUGGCUUAACCCACCACUGCUAUAAAUAUGCCAGCCUUCCAAACCCAUCAUUGCAUCAGCCUGCAGCCUCUCUUCCUCUCUUCCGCCUGCAUGGCUUGCCUCAUUCCCUUGCUUGUCUUCCUCGUUUUGCGCACCGCUGAUGCGCAGCCCUCGCCAGGAUACCAUCCGAGUUCUUCGGUGAGUCCUAUCAGAUUCUACGAAGGCUACAGCAAUCUCUGGGGGCCUCAGCAUCAGACGAUCUCCCCGGAUCAGUAUUCUACGACCAUUUGGCUCGACACCAGCUCAGGGAGUGGAUUCAAGUCGAAGAACUCUUACCGAAACGGCUACUUCGGUGCUUCGAUCAAGCUCCAAAGCGGCUACACCGCCGGAGUGAACACGGCAUUCUAUCUCUCCAACAAUCAAGCUUACCCUGGGUUCCACGACGAGGUGGACAUCGAGUUCUUGGGGAACAUAGAGGGCAGGCCAUACAUCCUGCAGACGAACGUGUACGUCAGGGGCAGCGGCGAUGGCAGGAUCAUCGGCAGGGAGAUGCGGUUCCACCUCUGGUUCGAUCCCACCGCCAGCUUCCACCAUUACGCCAUUCUUUGGGACUCCGACGAGAUAAUAUUCCUGGUGGACGAUGUGCCGAUACGGCGAUACGCGAGGAAGGUGGAGGCGACGUUCCCCGACCGGCCCAUGUGGGUGUACGGCUCCAUCUGGGACGCGUCGUCGUGGGCCACCGACAACGGCAAGUACAAGGCGGAUUACCGCUACCAGCCGUUCGUCGCCAAGUACACCGACUUCAAGCUGGGGGGGUGCACCGGGUCGGCGCCGCCGAGCUGCCGCCCGGUGCCGUCGUCGCCCUCGGGCCACGGGCUGAGCCCCCAGCAGUAUGCGGCGAUGCGGUGGGUGCAGAACAACUACAUGGUCUACUACUACUGCGAGGACUCCAGCAGGGACCGUUCUCUCACGCCGGAGUGCUGAAGCCUAGUUUGGGCCCUGUGGUUUGUAUGCUGCUGCUACAAGGAGGAGCCGCCCUGCUACUACUAUAUGAUGUCGGUAGUUGAGGCGUUCGUGGGUGUCAUAGUUUUCGAUACUGAUACAAGUUUGGGUGCUGCCGUGUUCUUUUUCUCUGUCGGUGUUGUAGUCCGUCCAUAUAUUUGGUCAUACUCAUAUUUAUACACAUGUCCAAAGUGUAUCAAAUGAAGGUUGAUGCAGUCAAUAUAAGGGUUAUACUUGUUCUCUC
Messenger RNA from Musa acuminata subsp. malaccensis (wild Malaysian banana), 1294 nucleotides. RefSeq names its product probable xyloglucan endotransglucosylase/hydrolase protein 32. Gene Ontology annotation, molecular function: xyloglucan:xyloglucosyl transferase activity; hydrolase activity, hydrolyzing O-glycosyl compounds. NCBI's taxonomy places the organism in Eukaryota, Viridiplantae, Streptophyta, Magnoliopsida, Zingiberales, Musaceae. Gene Ontology annotation, cellular component: apoplast; cell wall. Gene Ontology annotation, biological process: cell wall biogenesis; xyloglucan metabolic process. The record is from RefSeq and is a predicted model, not a curated record.